This is a messenger RNA of Daphnia carinata, 2983 nucleotides long. RefSeq names its product F-box DNA helicase 1-like. Bases 62 to 2911 code for a protein of 949 amino acids. The transcript has 15 exons. Gene Ontology annotation, biological process: replication fork processing; double-strand break repair via homologous recombination. The record is from RefSeq and is a predicted model, not a curated record. Lineage: Eukaryota; Metazoa; Arthropoda; Branchiopoda; Diplostraca; Daphniidae. Gene Ontology annotation, molecular function: hydrolase activity; protein binding; 3'-5' DNA helicase activity. Gene Ontology annotation, cellular component: nucleus.
CGAAACGUUGAAGUCUAGAUUUUGUGUUCUUUAAAUUUUAAUCGUAAAAGUAAUUUCUAGAAUGAAUUCACUUCCUGAUGAAAUGCUAGAAAAUGUUCUGGCCCAUGUAAAUGUUGUAGAUCUUUUCAAAUCAUGUGUGUUUGUUUGCAAAAAAUGGUACAAGAUUAUCUGUAAUCAAAAGUUUGUUAGAUGGAAAAAAUUAUAUGCCAUUUACUCUGUCCAAAAUAGCAAAAUUUCAAGAGCAGCUCUGAAUGACAUUUGCAUCAGUCAAAAUAUAACUAGAAAAGAAAACUGCCUCUCAGGCCUGAUAAAUUACCUUACAGGGUCUUGUGAUACCCAAUGCCUUACUAUGAGGUACCUACGGUGCCAUCCUCUCUUUAGCCUAGCGGAAAAACUAAUAAUAGAGCAAGGGCAAGAAUUGUCAGUUUGGAGAGUGACCACAGUGAUAUGUAUAAUUGCAAAGGAAGCAUGGGAGGUGUACAGCUUAUUGAACUUUUUAACUCACGCAAGAAGUGACUGCACUAUAAUGGAGGCAACUGAAAAAUUUUACUGUGUAUGCACCUUCUUGCUCUACUUCACAAGAGAAUUUCAAAUUCCAGCAAAGCUGCAUUACAAUUUGCGAUAUGCCCUCAACCUAUAUGAAACUGGCUGGAGCAUCCGUAGCGAGGGAAACCAGUCUGUCCCCGCUUUAACUCCCGAACAAUCACGGAUUGUGAAUCAUCGAAUAGAAAGAAACCAUUUGAUCAAGAUUGUUGCAUUUGCUGGCAGUGGGAAGACAACUACCCUUCUACGACUUACAGAACGUGUCUACAAAGAGAACCCCCAUUUUAGAUUUUUGUUGGUAGUGUACAAUCGUGCAGUAUCUGAUGAAGCUAGCGGGAAAUUUCCAAACAACGUCGUUUGCAGAACCAUUCAUCAGCUGGCGUAUCGCCAUAUCGUUGGUCAAGGCCUCUUGAAAAAAAAAACAACGGGCAGCAUCUUCCCAACAAGUUUGAUUGACAGUGGGAUACUUAACGAUCGGCGUGGCAUGAGACGAUAUCAACGAGAAAAAUUGGUUAUUGAUACUCUUCAUCGCUUCUGGGGAUCAGCCGAUGAUUCAAUAACAGUUGAUCACACGCCUGUAAAAGUAACCAACAAUGUGUUAUCCCAAGAUAGUCCAGUCGACCAACCUGUCAGGGAAAAUAUUCUUUCCGGCGAAGAACGUAAAAUGUUAGCCGUCGAUGCUAAAAAGGUGUGGUCUGCCUUAAAAAACCCAAACGAUGACAGAUUGAAAUUACCCUGCGAUGCCUAUCUUAAAAUUUGGCAGUUGCAGAAACCCAAUUUGUUUGAAAGUGAAGAAGUUGAUUGUGUGAUGGUAGACGAGGGGCAAGAUAUGAGUGGAGCCAUGCUUGACAUUUUUCUACGUCAUCCUGGCCCUCGGAUUAUCGUCGGUGAUCCACACCAGCAAAUCUACCGUUGGCGGUAUGCCGUGAAUGCUCUGACUAAAGUUCCUGCUACUCACACAUUUUACUUGACGCAGUCUUUUCGAUUCGGGCCGGAAAUAGGUUUUAUGGCAAAUUCGUGCUUAAGUGUCUUAAAUAAUGUCAACGACAAGUGCUUGGUGGGUAUAAAUGUGCGGGAUAGGUUAAACAGUGCCACUCAUCCAUUGGAUAUGGCACUCAGAAGUGGUAGACAGUUUUGCUUCCUCGCUAGGACCAACUUGACCCUUUUCAAAAAAGCGGUCCAGGUUCUGGGUUGUGACGUUGUUGGUAAUUCUCAGAAACCAAAACCGAAAAUCGCGUUUGCAGGGGGAUUAAAAGCUAUGAAUUUGGAUCUGUUGCUCGACAUUAAUCAUCUACGACGAGGAGCCUUUGAAAAAAUUGUAAGUCCAUUUCUUCGCAACCGUCGAUUGUUUGGCAACUAUUCAGCCUUUAUCAAAUACGUGGAAACAACAAUGGACAUGGAAUGGGGAGCCAGAAUUGCCCAAGUGAAUUGGUCAGGAAGCAACACUGAGAAGUAUGUCGAGGCCAUCAGAAGUGCUAACGUCCACAUUUCCGAAGCAGAUGUGGUUUUUUCUACUGCACACAAGUCCAAAGGAAUGGAAUGGGACACAGUUGCGUUGCUGGACGACUUUGUUCCAACCCUUUUUUGUUGCGAAGUCACGGAAGAAGAGCAGGAGGAGCGUAAUUUACUCUACGUGGCUGUUACGCGGGCCAAACGUAACCUUGUUAUCAACCCUGCCUGCUAUUACACUCUGUUGGCAGUUGGCGAUCGUCAAGAAAGCAUAGUUGAUACAAUCACUUACACCGACAUUCAUGGUCCGUCUCUCACUUGUGCUCGUUGCCAUCAUAUCUUGCCUGGAAAGUGUAAGGCAAGAUCAGCCUCGCUCAGUACAACUCCUCUGGUACUUAUGACGAUAAGGAAUCAGCCAGUAUUUGCUACCACUGCAGGUAUUUUGUGUGCUGCAUGUGCUGGGCUACAUUGUUACAUGUUCCAAAGGUACGAGUGUUAUGCCCACGAACUGCCCCAACUCCGAGUUAGGGAAGACAGAGGACAUCUAACCUUUCGCUUCCUGGUAGGCCCGUGCGCUGACGAAAAUCAUUUAGCGGAAGCCUAUUAUGCAGAGCAGUAUGCGUUGAUGAAGGAUGGCUUCAUCAAUGCAGGACGUUUGUUGCAAGGUCCACCUAUUGUGGUGAAUAAUAACAAUGCCUUGCAACAGAUACACCAAGUUGCAGUCAUAGAGGCUGUGGUUGACAACAAUUUGGUGCAACCCGUACCACCAAACUUGGAUCGACAAGAUCUGGUUGUGAAUGCAUUUCCCGAUGACGACGACAUGUUCCUGGAAGUUGAAGCAGAGCAUUUACCGCAACCUGAAAUCCCAGACGAGGGCGAUGCUCAUCGGGAUUUAUUGAUUCAUCGCCUUUCCCAAUAAAAUGCAGCAUUUUUUGGAUUCAACAUCAAACUUUUACGGUAUCAAUUCAAAAAUAUUUUAAUACAAAUUUUU